UCUCAACAGUGGAUGACCAGGCCAACAGUUAGUAAUUGUCCACCUGGUUUAGAAUACUUGACAACGAUUGACCAACUUUUGGUGAAACAGCAAGUUGAAAUCCUAGAAGCAUUAACUAGCUUCGAAUGUGCUAACAAAUAUAUUAUGAUCAAUGCUGUCGGACAACAAGUAUAUUUUGCUGGCGAAGAGUCUGAUAUCUGCAUGCGUCAAUGCUGCGGCUCUGCACGAGGUUUUGUGAUACACAUAUCUGAUAAUAUGGGACAAGAAGUUAUGAGGAUAACUAGAGAAUUCAAAUGUUUUGCUGGAUGCUGUUGGUGCGCCAAUACCGAACAUUGUGCUUUUGAAGUAACAGUUGAAGCCCCUGUGGGUUAAGUAAUUGGCAAAGUAAAACAGACUUGUAGUUUCUUCCGACCCCUGUUCGACAUUACCACCCCGGAUGAUAACGUUGUUUUCCGAAUCAAAGGACCAAUCUGUGUUUGUGAUGGUCCUUGCUGUAUGGAAGAUCAAACGUUUGAAGUUUUCGAUCACAGUGAAACGAACCAAAUAGGAACGAUCAGUAAACAAUAUGCUGGUUUUGUCAAUGAAAUGUUCACGAACGCAGACAAUUUUGGAGUUACAUUUCCAAUGGAUUUAGAUGUCAAAAUGAAAGCA
Molecule: messenger RNA, 651 nt
Organism: Octopus bimaculoides (California two-spot octopus)
Lineage: Eukaryota; Metazoa; Mollusca; Cephalopoda; Octopoda; Octopodidae
Product: phospholipid scramblase 2-like
Biological process (GO): plasma membrane phospholipid scrambling
Cellular component (GO): plasma membrane
Molecular function (GO): phospholipid scramblase activity
Source: RefSeq, a predicted model, not a curated record